Molecule: messenger RNA, 950 nt
Organism: Tachysurus vachellii
Lineage: Eukaryota; Metazoa; Chordata; Actinopteri; Siluriformes; Bagridae
Gene: mzt1
Product: mitotic spindle organizing protein 1
Exons: 3
Coding region: 238-465 (75 amino acids)
Biological process (GO): mitotic spindle assembly; microtubule nucleation by interphase microtubule organizing center; gamma-tubulin complex localization
Cellular component (GO): centrosome; spindle; gamma-tubulin ring complex
Source: RefSeq, a predicted model, not a curated record
UAUGACGUAGGACUCACUUCCGUUCAAACGUCUCUUAGCUAUAUCGUAUGUAUUUAUUUUAACAUCAAUAUAUAAACCUCCUGUCAAUAAAUAUAUACAUAUACAUAUAUAUUUAUCUACACGCGAACUCGUAAAGAGCAAUUAUUGACUGAAUAAAAGCCACAGACGGAGAGAUAGAAGGAUUGUUGUUAGGCUAAGCUAAGCUAAGCUAGGCUAGGCUAAGCUAAGCUAGCGGACAUGGCUAGUGCUGCGAAUACAAACAUGAACGCUGUCCGGGAAACGAUGGACGUUCUCUUGGAGAUCUCGAGACUCCUUAACACUGGACUCGACAUGGAGUCGUUGUCCAUCUGCGUGCGGCUAUGUGAGCAGGGCAUCAACCCAGAAGCUCUCUCCUCUGUUAUAAAAGAGCUACGCAAAGCCACAGACACACUCAAGGCCUCUGACAACAGCACAAGCCAAGGAUGAGGAGAAAUGGCACCAAGCUCGAUGUCUUUUAAUACAAAAAUUAAGAAGAAAUUUCAUCAAUUCACCAAGAGACUGUAAUAUUUAAUACAGGAUUUUUUCCCUGUUUUUUUUUUCUUACAGCCUUGUUUUUCUUUCUCUCUGUAAAAUGACCCUUUUGUCUGUGCACAAUGAACUUUGUGUGCUUUCAUAAAGCCAGUAUUUUAAGUCAUCGCUUGAUGAAAUGGUCAACGAUAGAUUUUGUAUUGGUUUACACAGUGGCUUUUUGUUUUGUUUUGUUUUUUUUGAGAUGUCCUCAGAUUUCAGCAGUUUGUGUUUUGUCCACUAGGUGGCGACAUUAUGCAGUCUGAGUCAUCCUAUAUGAUUAUGUCCAGGUCUGUGGUUGGACCUUACUGUUCCAAAAAACGGGGUUGAUGUACAUGUUUAGUUUGUGUUUCUGUUAUACGUUCUAGCAUGAAAUGUUUGCAAUAAACGAUUCACAUACAUCA